Molecule: messenger RNA, 312 nt
Organism: Letharia columbiana
Lineage: Eukaryota; Fungi; Ascomycota; Lecanoromycetes; Lecanorales; Parmeliaceae
Exons: 2
Coding region: 1-312 (103 amino acids)
Source: RefSeq, a predicted model, not a curated record
AUGCUCAUCAUUGCUGUAGCUGCCGCCGACGGAGGAUAUCUCGUCGAGAAUGGUAAACCUGAUAUCACUGUACGCAAGACCAGCUAUCAGACUUCUCCGGAUCUUUCCCCCUCGUCUAACUCUAAUCCAUCCGAGGCUGUAAAGCAAUGCAAGAAGCGGACCAAGUGGUCCAAACAAACGGAUCCAUCUCUUGAGCAGAAGUAUGGCUCGAAGGAGAUGGCCUUGGACGCCGAGGAAUUCUCGGAAAAGGCCCCUUCUCAGUUGUGUGCGGAAGAUCAAGAACACUGGCAGAGACUCCGCCCAGGUACGUAA